CGAGCGGACCUCUGCACGGAGUAGAACAAACUAAAAGUGAAAAGAAGAGAAGAUAUAACGAAUUGAAUUAGUCCGCGGAAGAAUUUUUUUUUUUAGUUUUUAUUUCAUUUCCCCCCAACCUGAGUUUUUUUGCGUUAAAACUUUUCGCCGAUGAAUUUCAUUUCUCGUUCGAGUGAAAUUAAGUUCUUUCUAUGAUUUGAUUUGGAAACGAAUUGAAAUAAAAGAAGAAGAAGAAGAAAGAAAGAAGAGGAGAAGAAGAAGAAGAAAGAAUAACGAAUUUAGUUCUUACGUUCUGAGGAGCAUAAAAUGCAUUUUCCGCGUUUAAAAUCUUUACUGACUUUGGUCAUAUGUUCACUGUUUGUGCUGAGCCUCCCCGAAAAUGUGAAUUGUGCUAACAAAAAAGGAUCACCGAGCGCUAACUCAGCUCCAGCUGCACCUGUUGAACCCGAAGCCGUCAUCGAAGAAGUCUCUGCCAAGCAAUUGGAGAAGCUAUUAGCCGACAAGGAUUAUGUAGCGGUAUUCUGGUAUGCCCGAAGCUGUGUUACUUGUGAUAAAGUGUUAGCCGAACUCGAAAAAAUCGACGAUGACACCGAUUCCUUCGGUGUGGAUUUCGUUAAAAUCAACGACAAACGUUUAGCGAAACAAUACGGUAUCAAAAAUUUCCCAGCACUUACAUAUUUCAGGGAAAAGGAACCAAUUAUCUAUGAUGGCGAUCUGAUGGACGAAGAGGGUGUUCUUGAUUUCCUCACCUCAUUGGAAGCCAUGGACUUGCCCGAUCGCAUCGAAGAAGUCAAUGCCAAAAUUCUAUUGAAAAUCAUCGAAGACACCGAUUUUGUAGCUGUGCUGUUCUGUCCUGAUCACGCUACUUGUCCUCCCAGGGUUAUGGAUAAGCCCCAAUGCCGCAAAUGUGCCAAGGCCUUGCAGGAAUUGGAGAACAUCGAUGAUGAGGCCGACCAGCUGGGCAUUGGUUUUGUGAAGAUCCAUGAUGAAGCAUUGGCUGAGGAAUACAACCUGGGAGGUUUGCCUGCCUUGGUCUACUACCGACAUCAGACACCCAUUAUUUAUGAAGGUGAACUCUCUCGCGAAGAGGAUGUCCUGGAAUGGUUGGUGCAGAACAAAUCAACUGGCGAUGAGGAUGAUGUCAUUGAGGAUGUCACCCCCAAGACCUUGGCCACACUGAUCAGCAACAUCGAUAAUCUGGUAGUUUUAUUCUAUGAUCAUGGCAAUGAUGAUUCUAUGACCGUUUUGGAAGAGCUAGAACAAAUCGACGACGACUGCGACAAGCAUGGCAUUCAAUUUGUGAAGAUUGAUGAUGCCAAGACCGCAGAAGAAUACGGAAUCGAUUCGAUUCCGGCCAUUGUUUAUUUCGAAAAACAAAUUCCUAACAUUUACGACGGCGACCUUAUGGACGAGGAACAAAUCCUACAUUGGUUGGUCUCCCAACUGGAACACGACGAGAUCGAAGAUGUCACCGAUGAAAUGUUGGACAAAAUGGUCAAAGAAGGCCGCGUCUUGGCGGUUCUAUUCUAUGACAACAACGAUGAGAAAUCCGAAAGGGUUUUGGAAGAAUUGGAGAACAUCGAUGACGAAUGCGACCAAUUGGGCAUUACAUUCGUGAAGAUGGACAAUGCCGAGGAGGCCAUCGAAUAUGGCAUUGAAUCAGUUCCUAAAUUGAUUUACUUUGAAAAAGGCAUUCCAACCAUAUACGAGGGCAACCUGCAGGACGAAGAGAAACUCCUGAAGUGGCUCGAAGAGCAGACCAGUUCCGAUCAGAUUGAGGACAUCACCGAUGAAAUGUUGGAUUUGAUUAUAGAAAAGAUGCCACAUGUUGCAGUGCUAUUUUACGACAAGGAUCAAAAGAAAUCCCAAAAAGUCUUGGCCGAAUUGGAGAACAUCGAUGAUGAAUGCGAUCAAAAUGACAUUGCCUUUGUCAAGAUCGACGAUGACAGCGAGGCCAAGGAAUGGGGUAUCGAUGAAAUUCCCAGCAUUGUCUUAUACGAACGCGGCAUUCCCCAUGUCUACGAAGGUGAUCUCAUGAAGGAGGAUGAAUUGUUGGGCUGGUUGGUCCAUCAAAAGCGUUAUUCCGAAAUUCCCGAAGUCACCGAUGAGAUGAAAGACAAAUUGGUUGAGAGCACUGAACAUUUGGCUGUAAUCUUUUAUGACAAAGAUGACAAACAGGACAUUCGCAUUUUAAAUGAAUUGGAAAACAUUGACGAUGAAUUGGAAAAGGAAGGCAUUGUCAUUGUGCGCAUUGACAACACUGCCGAGGCCAAGGAAUAUGGUCUUGACCACUUGCCUGCCCUGAUCUACUACGAAAACAAGAUACCCGCCAUGUACGAAGGCGAUUUGAUGAACGAGGACGAAGUCUUGGAAUGGCUGAUCUUGCAAAAGAAGACCGCCACCAUUGAGGAGGUCACCGAUGAGAUUCUCGCCAAUCUCAUCAAUGAUCACGAAUAUGUUGUGGUCUUCUUCACCGGCCCCUGUGAGCCUGGUGAGAAAUGCGACAAGACCCUGGCCACCUUGGAGACCAUUGACGAUGAACUGGAUGAGACCGGCAUCAUUUUUGUCACCACCGAGGACACCAACAUUGCCAAGAAGCACAACAUCAAGAUCUAUCCCCAAUUGGUGUUCUUCAGGAAUCGUGAUCCUUUGCUCUUCACUGGCGAUUUGGAGGAUGAAGAUGAAGUCUUGGCCUGGAUCACCGAUGAGGACACUUUGGAGAUUCCCGGCAAAAUUGAGGAGGUCAACGUUAAGAUGUUGGACAAGAUUUUGGCCGAAAAUGAUCAUGUUGUUGUAUUCUUUUAUGCCGAAGGCGACAAGAAAGCCCAAAAGAUUUUGAAUGAAUUGGAAAAUAUCGAUGAUGAAUGCGAAGAAAAGGACAUUGAUUUCAUUAAGACUUCCGAUGAUGAUAUCCAAAAGGAAUACGAUUUGGCUUCUUUGCCUGCCUUGGCUUUCUAUAGACAUAAAUUCAGAACGAUUUAUACUGGUGAUUUAAUGAAGGAAGAAGAAAUCUUGGAAUGGGUCCUCGAAUUGCACGAAUCCACUGCUGAUGUCAUUGAAUCCGUUGAUCGCAAGACUUUGCAAGUUCUUAUCAAUGAUGUUGAACAUUUGGCCGUAUUCUUCUAUGACGACAAAUGUGAAUCUUGUUCUGAUAUUUUGGAAGAAUUGGAAAACAUCGAUGAUGAUACCGACAAGCAUGGCAUUCAAUUUGUCAAAUCCAAUGAUGUCAAGUUGGCCCAUGAAAUCGGCAUCUUUGCUUUCCCCGCUUUGGUCUACUAUGAGACCGGCGUUCCAAUCAUGUAUGACGGUGACAUCGGCAAAAGUAGCGAAGUCUUCCAAUGGAUUCUGGAACAGAAGGCCGAUGAGACCAUCGAGCUAAUCGAUCGUGAGACCCUAUUCGAGUACAUCAACACCAAAGACUUUUUGGCAGUAGUGUUCUACAAAGAAGAUGAUCCUGACUCUCCUCGAGUAUUGCGUCACAUUGAACUGAUCGAUGAUGAGGCCACCGAGUAUGGUAUUCAGAUUGUCAAAUGCCACGAUAAGUUGAUGGCCAAGAAAUAUGGCUUCCGUAAUCCACCCGGCAUCACAUACUUCCGCAAGACCAAAUACAUCAACUAUGAUGGCGACAUCGAUGACGAAGAAGAAGUCUUGGAUUGGUUGACCAGCCCUGCCAACAUGGAAAUGACGGAUCACAUUGAACAAGUGAAUCGCAAAAUGUUUGAGAAGAUACGCAAGGCCUCCGAUUAUUUGGCGGUCAUAUUCUACAGUGAAGAUUGCAAACAGUGUCCACGUGUCUUGGCCGAAGUGGAGCAUAUUGACGAUGAGGCCGACAAGGCUGGCAUUGAUUUCGUUAAAAUCGAUGACAAACUAAUGGCCAAGGAGUUGGGCGUAUUCGCAUUGCCAGCCAUUGUCUUCUUUAAGCCCACUUCCAAGGAACCAGUCAUAUACGCCGGAGAUCUUUAUGAAGAAGAACAAAUCCUCACUUGGUUGCUUACGCAAAAGGACCCAGGUGGAGAUGUCAUUGAAGAUCUUGAAGGCGACAAGCUGGUGAAUUUGAUUGAAGAAUCCGGCUCAAUUGCGGUGUACUUCUGGAAUAAAACCCAGUGCGACAUCUGCAACUCGAAGGCAGCUCGCAAGGCCCGUCUCAAAAAGGAAAAGGAACAACAGAGCCAAGAUCCAGGAGCUGGAGCAGCAGCCGCCUUUGCCAGCGAAGGCUCGGAAGGUGGCGAGGGCGCUGAGGCUGCAGACGUCUCGAGCGACUCGAAGGCAACCUCAUCCUCGGCAGCCUCAAAACAUGAAGACGAUUCCGAUGGCUGCGAACAAUGUACCAAAGUUUUGGAAGAGUUGGAAAAUAUAGACGACGAUUGUGACAAGCAUGGCAUUACAUUUGUAAAGACCAAGGACUUUUCGGUGGCCGAUGGUUAUGGUGUGCACGAUUACCCAGCCCUGGUAUACUUUGAGGGUGGCAUUCCCAAUGUAUUCGAAGGUGAACUUGGCGAGGAGGAGGAAGUUCUGCAAUGGCUUAUCACACAAAAGACCGAAGAUCGCAUUGAACUGAUAACACGACAAAUGUUGGAGACCAUGGUUGAGGAAACCCAAUAUUUGGCUGUGUAUUUCUUACCACCCGAACGUAGUGAUGGAAAAUCGCCUGCUUAUUGCCGCAGUUUUUGUUCUCCUUUAAGCCAACGCGAAACCAAUGACACCACCACAAUCACCGCCAGUCGUACCAAUUCCUCUACCAACACCCACAAACCUAAACAAUUUCUCACAAACUAUAUGUCGCGCAAAAGAAAACGUAUCCAAAAUCAAGACAAAAUCAAUUGCAACAUUUGUGAUCAGAUCUUGGAAGGUUUGGAAUUGAUCGAUGACGAGUGUGAUGUCUUUGGCAUACACAUGGUUAAAAUCCAAGAUCCACAACUGGCCAAACGUUAUUCUAUCAAAACAUUCCCCGCCUUAGUGUACUUCAGAAAUGGAAAUCCUUUGCUUUUCGAGGGUGAUCUACAAAAUGAACAAUCUGUCCUGGAGUGGUUGAUCGAUGAUGAUAAUCGCGAAUUGGCCGAUGAGAUUGAAGAGGUCAAUGAGCGCAUGUUGGAACGUCUUAUGGCUGAGUCCACCCUAUUGGUGGUAUUCUUUUAUGACGAGGACUGUGCGGAAUGCGAAGAGAUUUUGGAAGAAUUAGAAGAGAUUGACGGCGAAGCUGAUAUGUUUGGCAUUGAUUUUGUCAAGAUUGCCAGUGCUGAAGCUGCCAAAACUUAUGAAGUUGUUAACAUACCAUCAUUAGUAUACUUUAGAAAACAAGUUCCUGUAUUGUAUGACGGUGAUUUACAUCAACACGACAAAAUUAUCACUUGGCUGACAUCUCAGGAUGUCUUUGAGAUCAAGAACGAAAUUGAAGAGGUCAAUCGCAAAAUGUUGGAUAAAUUAUUGGAAGAAAACGAAUUCAUCACUGUAUUCUUCUAUGAACACAAUCAACAAGAAUCCAUAGCCGCUUUGGAGAAAUUAGAAAACAUUGAUAGUGAAACCGAUAACUUGGACAUAACAUUUGUAAAAAUGGCCGAUUCUCGUUAUGCCAAGAAAUGGGGUGUAACCAAACUGCCCGCCAUGGUUUACUUCAGAAGAAGAUUCCCCAGCAUAUACAGAGGUGACCUCUUGUCUGAGGACGAAGUGCUGGAAUGGCUUCGUAAAAAUCGUUUCCGUCAACCCGAAUUGAACAUCUUCAUGUAUGCCCUGAUAGCCUUGGCAGUGGCCUUUGUACUCUAUACCGCCUUUUUGCUGCAAUGCUUUAAGCCAGCGCCAGCACCGCCACCACAACAUCCCAAACAAUCGUGAUAUGUUUCAAACACCAAAGACUCUCGAUCGAUCGAGGAGAUGCGAUGCGUUGCGAAGAGAUCAAUCAGACUUUUUGCAAUCUUCUUUGGUUUUGGAUUUGAUUUUUGCCACAACUCCAAGAGUAACUUUUUUUAGCCAAAUUAUUUAUCUUUGUAAACAAGACAAUGGAUUUUAUGUGUAAAUCUGUUUUUUGUGAGACCACUACUACUACUACUACUGCUAUUACAAUGAUGACAUUACACUAUAAUUAUAUUAUGUAUUAUAUCGCUAUCUCUCUCUCUAUGUCUGUCUCUACAUAUACAUGCAUAUAGCUCUCUUAAACUUAUGUAUGACGAUUUCAUUUAAUUUCAUUGUUUUUUUAUAUAAUUUUUACAAAUUUGUUUUCAUUUUGCGAACUUAAUCUCAUUUAGAAUUUGCCAACAUAAAAAAAAUACCAAAAGACCAACGUAGAAAGGGGACUACUGCUUCAGAACUUCAGGAGAAAAAUUCUAACGACAUGUCUACGAACGAAUUUGCCUGUUAUACCGUUUCAGUAUCCUUUGAUCGCUACACCGACCCUUAUUUUUUAUACGAAUUCUAAGAAUUUUUACCCCCAAAGAAAACUUUGCCUAGAGCCUAGAGUUCGGAAGUCCUGAAGAAUAGUCCUUUUGGGGGCUGUGCUUACCAUUUGAAUAAUUGAUGUGUUCCAUUCAUUCGCUCAUUCGCCCAUUCUUUCAGUCAUUCAUUCAUCGAUUCAUGCAAAUCACGCAUAUAUUCACUUAAAUGUUUUCGAAGUCAAACUAGGCGAAAAGUUAAUCUAGUAACACCACCACCACCAACAACAACACCACCACACCAACAAUCAAAUGAAAAUACAAACAAACAUACUGAAAUACAUACAUUCAAUUGAAGAAAAGCCAAUGGAAUUCUCUGUAUUCCCUAUACUCGAUAUCCGGAAAUCCGAAAAAACCAACAAAACAAAACAAAAAACAAACAUCAAAAAAAUUGUAAAAGUAAAAGAACGAUUUAGAAAAUUUCAAUAUAAAAUAAAUAUGGUAAAUAACAAUAACAACCAAAAACAACAACAACAACAAACAAUACACAUUUAUCCGAUACCAUUACAA
Messenger RNA from Stomoxys calcitrans (stable fly), 6932 nucleotides. RefSeq lists its product as uncharacterized. Bases 307 to 5829 code for a protein of 1840 amino acids. The record is from RefSeq and is a predicted model, not a curated record. The transcript is spliced from 29 exons. Lineage: Eukaryota; Metazoa; Arthropoda; Insecta; Diptera; Muscidae.